Molecule: messenger RNA, 1455 nt
Organism: Brassicogethes aeneus
Lineage: Eukaryota; Metazoa; Arthropoda; Insecta; Coleoptera; Nitidulidae
Source: the annotation of a GenBank genome assembly
AUGGAGUUGGAUGAUUUUUUUAAUACUGCACUUGUAGGUUACGAAGAAGGAAGAAGAAAUUUACUCUUUGAAGAUGUACGUUUGUUGGAGGAUAGCCUCAAUAAAACUCAAAAUGUUCUGGAGGUGUUAUCUGUUUUUUUAGCAUUUGUUGUUAAUGAGGGUCGUUUACAGCAUUUGUUGGUGCAAAUUUAUCAGUUAUUCUGGUCACUAUUGUCCAGUUUGAACUCAAAAUUAGCAGAUUGUGAAGCAGUUUCGGAUUCUCCGAGCUUCUUUCCAAAUCGUAGCAGUAGUGGUUUAGCUGGAAGACCUGCUGUAAAAAUUACCCAUGAACAAAUUACUAUACUUCGCAACUUAGGAAUGACAUGGAUUAACAUUGCUAGUACACUGAAAAUUUCUCGAAGAACCUUAUAUAGGCUAAAAAGUAAAUUUGAUAUAAAUGAGAGCUGCUUUAUUCCAGAUGAAGAACUAGAUUUAAUAAUUUCUGAUAUCAUACGCAGCACACCAAAUUCUGGAGAAUCAUAUGUAAGGGGUAGUCUGAGGUCACGUAAUGUAACUGUUCCAAGGUGGAGAGUUAGGGAACGAUUAGAAAUUCUUGAUCCUAUUGGAAGAGCAUUAAGAAGACAUAAUACAAUCGUUAGGAGGAAAUACACAGUUAAGGGGGUGAAUUAUUUAUGGCAUAUGGACUCAAAUCACAAGCUAAUUAGCUUCAGAAUGGUGUUCCAUGGUUGCAUUGAUGGGUUUAGCCGAAUGAUAAUUUACUUGCAUUGUUUAAAUAAUAAUAAAGCUGAAACUGCUCUGAAUUGUUUUGAGAAUGGUGUGCUGCAGUUUGGGCUACCUAGUAGAGUACGCGGAGAUAGAGGUACCGAAAAUAUAGCUGUUGCUAGAUACAUGAUUGCACAGAGGGGUUGUGACAGAGGAAGUUUUAUCGUCGGUAGAUCAGUUCACAACCAGAGGAUUGAAAGACUCUGGUCAGAGGUAAAUCGUAUUGUUUCAAAACAAUAUAAAGAAUUGUUUCUGUAUAUGGAAGAGCAAAAUUUGUUAGAUGAAAAUGAUGAAAUUGAUCUCUUUAGUUUGUCUUAUGUAUUCUUACCACGUAUAAGAAGGUCCUUAGAGGAAUUUGUAAGACAAUGGAACUUUCACGCAUUAAGUACGGAACGGUACAGAUCUCCAAGUCAAAUUUUUUUUACCUCUACAAUAAGCGGACAAUGUGUAAAUGAUGAGGACCCUUCAUAUAUAGAAAAUCCUCAAGAAUACGGAAUCGAUUUUAUGGGCCCAUUACCGGAGAUUGAAACCGAGAAUCAUAUUGAAGUUCCCAACUUUGAAAUUAGUCUUACCAAUAAUCAAAUGUUGUUUCUAAGAAAUCAACUUCUUGAUCCACAAACUAAUGGUGACGAAUCAGGCAUUUUCCAUUACAUGGCUGUGCGCAACUUAAUACGUGGUUUUUAUAAUAUGUGA